AUGGGCGGCGAUGAGCUCAUCGAGUCCCUUUCAUUCAUCGUCCACUCAGGUGAUCAUCUUCUCAUUUCAGGACCAAACGGUGUGGGCAAAUCUGCAAUCCCGCGUAUCGUAGCCGGACUGUGGCCUGUCUACCGCGGGCUGGUUAGCCGCCCUCGAGGCUUCGGCCUUGACGGCAUCAUGUUCCUACCCCAGCGGCCGUAUCUCAGCGUCGGCACCUUACGUGACCAAGUUAUCUACCCGCACACGGAAGUUGACAUGCGCGAAGCCGGCGAAACAGACGCAGCCCUGCAGAAAAUCCUCGACGAUGCCCAUCUUGGUUAUCUACCACAGCGUGAAGGAGGCUGGGAUGCUCGCAAGGAGUGGAAAGACGUUCUUAGUGGCGGUGAGAAACAGCGUAUGGGUAUGGCACGUCUCUUCUACCAUGAGCCACGGUAUGCAUUCAUGGAUGAAGGCACUUCAGCUGUAUCUUCGGAUGUUGAGGGCUUGCUGUACGAUAACGCCAAGGAACGAGGUAUCACUCUCAUCACCAUCUCGACGCGGGCGUCUUUGAAGAAGUACCAUACCUACAACCUGACGCUUGGCCUGGGAGCCGAAGGCGAGGUUUGGGAGUUCGAGAGGAUUGGUACUGAGAAGGAGAAACUGGGCGUUGAGAAGGAGCUACAGGAACUGCGGAAGCGUCUGGAUAAGGUGGAUGAGUGGAAGCAGCGUCGUGAGGAGAUCGACGAAGAACUCCAGAAGGUCUGGGCCAACGGUAGUGAAGUUGCACCACCACCUUAUCAGGAAAAGCACAUUGACUCUGAGCCCUCCGUCGAUGGACCUGAAAUUUGA
Messenger RNA from Penicillium paradoxum, 828 nucleotides. RefSeq lists its product as uncharacterized. The record is from RefSeq and is a predicted model, not a curated record. Gene Ontology annotation, biological process: fatty acid beta-oxidation; peroxisome organization; long-chain fatty acid import into peroxisome. The transcript has a single exon. Gene Ontology annotation, molecular function: ATP binding; long-chain fatty acid transmembrane transporter activity; ATP hydrolysis activity. NCBI's taxonomy places the organism in Eukaryota, Fungi, Ascomycota, Eurotiomycetes, Eurotiales, Aspergillaceae. Gene Ontology annotation, cellular component: peroxisomal membrane. The coding region runs from base 1 to 828 and encodes 275 amino acids.